AUGUCGUCACUUUCAACACCUCCCACAAGCCCAGGGAGAGUCUCGACAAUCCCCUCAUACCGCGCCGGUCUCUCACUCGAACUGAACAUCACCCAGAGUUGCAUCCCCACUCUCAACGAGGACACCAUCACCGCCCACGUCACAAGCCUCAUCACCGAGACCAUGUCCCCCGUGAUGCACGUCAACCUCCUCACAGCCCAAGGUCCAACGGCAGCCGUCCUUAAGCUUUACGACCGUCGCUUCGGCACUCACCUCCGCGAAAUACGGGGCAAGUAUGUUCCCUGUCGCAGCGAGGAUGAGGUUGCCUUUGAGCAGUUUGUGUGUAAAGGUGCGAUGGGAUCCUUCAUUGAUGAGAUUGAAGAGGAUUUUCGCACGCAGCCACUGCCUUCAACUGCAGAGGAUUGGUGCGAGGGCCCCGACGCAGAGGCCAGGUUUGAAGCCGCCCUCUGGUAUGAGGCCAACAAGCAAUAUAGCAACGAGACGAAGGCGUACACGCGCUUGAAGGACCUGCAGGGCAUCAUGAUCCCUAGACUUUACGCUCAGGUCCGGAUCGCUUCUAAGGAUAACUGCAAUGCCGACUGCAGUGAUUACAUGAGCGUUAAGGGCAUUCUUCUUCAAGUCAUUCCAGGCUGCAAUCUCUGGGACUUUGCAAAAUCACCUUCAUCGCCACAGUCACACCAGAAGUGGACGUGUAUCGUGCAGCAGGCUAUCGACGCAGCGCACGAGAUAAACAAGCGCGAUGUUAUCCUCGACGAUAGCGGGCCUCGGAAUGUGGUAGUCGACAAAGUAACACAUAUGCCCUUUAUCGUCGAUCUCGCCCAGUGCACGUUCAAGAACGACAUGUUUCAGCUCUGGGAGACAGAAGGCUUUGACAGCGACAGUGAGGAGGAAGUAGAGAAUGGGGACGAUAGAAAUCUCGAGGUCGAAUGGUGGAGUCGUAUUAGGGCGCGCGAGAACCCUGCGUCUAUUGGACUGCUCAUGACAAAGAGAUUGCUCAGGACCCAUGGGCUCAAGCUGGAGUUCCAGUAUCCUGACUACCAACAGUUGCUCCAGGCUGCCAAGGUUUCAGCAGCGAGCCCAAGCGUUUCUCAGCCUGAUGAGAAAUCAGAAAAAACACCAAAGACUGAAGAAAACGGACCAAUGACGCUAGACACAUCGGUCCGGUGA
Messenger RNA from Fusarium sp. VM40, 1167 nucleotides. Lineage: Eukaryota; Fungi; Ascomycota; Sordariomycetes; Hypocreales; Nectriaceae. The record is from the annotation of a GenBank genome assembly.